AAAUCUCACAACUGAGUUGACAUACAAUGGCGUACAACAAACCCUUUAUAACUGUCCUGUUUUUUCUGUGCAACCUGGCUGUGGCACUAACUGAGAGCACAGUGUCUUGCUACAGGAUCGAGCCGGGGACAAUAGCAGGCAUCAUCUGUGCUGAUUUGCUGCUGACCCUUCUCAUUGUCAUUGUGACCUACCUAUGUGCCAGCGUAAGGAGUAAGAAGAUACAAAAUGCUCACAAAGUGUAUAUGAAUGUCCGGGCAAACUGCAAGAGCUGAUCUAAAGAUGAAACCAACAUAAAGAAGAUGUCUGACGCACUUUGUAUCGUGGGUUCAUUUUUUGGAUCCACAGAAGGACAGCAAGAUUGUGGUUCUUGUUACCUGAUAAAUAUGGGCUCUGUAAUUGGCAUUAUCGCCUCUGACAUCCUUUUGACCAUCUUCAUCAUGAUUUCUGUGUUCUGCUUUGCAACUCAUCACAAGAGAAGGAGGCAAUGGGAUUCUCAUGAUGGAAUAAAAAAUCUACCAACAUCAGUUUCAAAGAAAAUGACUACAGAACUCACGGAAUCUCCCUACCAGGAGUUACAUGGAAUCCAAUCAGAUGUGUACAGCGAUCUUCAGCAGUUUAGGAAAUAAAACUGAUUCUGAAACAAAGGAACUAAAAAAACAACAAUACCUUAGCAGCAAUCUAUAACUGAAACACACUCUUCUUGUUCCCUUAAACUCCUGUUGCUUUAUAUGUAAUAACAUUGUAUAUUUAUAUGAUUGCAUGGUUUUUGAAUUUUAUGUGGCUUUUUCGUAAAUCUUAAGCUAAAUGUAUUUGUAUUCAACCAAUUAAACUACAUUUUAAAAAACAAGAAAAUGAUUAAGAUG
Molecule: messenger RNA, 863 nt
Organism: Eleginops maclovinus (Patagonian blennie)
Lineage: Eukaryota; Metazoa; Chordata; Actinopteri; Perciformes; Eleginopidae
Gene: tyrobp
Product: transmembrane immune signaling adaptor TYROBP
Exons: 9
Coding region: 300-626 (108 amino acids)
Biological process (GO): negative regulation of B cell proliferation; positive regulation of microglial cell mediated cytotoxicity; positive regulation of macrophage fusion
Cellular component (GO): cell surface
Molecular function (GO): signaling receptor binding
Source: RefSeq, a predicted model, not a curated record